AUGACUGAAAUCCUUCAUGAGAAGAUCUUGUCCCAAGUGGCGAACCCUCAGCGAGACUCUCCUCUCUUUGGAAUUAUCCCCGCCGAAGUCAGAGACAGCAUCUUCUCCUACGUCCUGACUGAUCAUCCCGACCCAACUGCAGAGAAGCAAUUCAGCAAAAAGACAUGUUACACCCGUCCUUCCUACGAGGCUGAUCAAUCAACCGAUACCAGACUCCUUCGCACAUGUCGUGCCAUCUAUCGCGAGACGUGGUUCAAACCAUUUCUCCUACGCGAACACACUCAAUGGGCGUCAGCUCCAGAUCGUGCCCCGCCAGGGAUCCAUCGCCCGCCUCCACUGAGAAGCAUGCUUCAUCGAAUCGCCAAACAGCGGGUGCAAGAUAAAGUCGAGAUUGAGAGACUGAGAGUCUUUGCACAAAUGUAUAAACUCGAAGAGGGUAGUCUGGCUCGUAUUCUUCGCGAACCACUCCUUGCACCCCGCAUCGUCACCCUCACAAUUCGCCACACUGAUUGGUGGUUUUGGGAACAGGACGAACCUCUUCGUUUCGAGGGCAAUUGGAUUGAGGACGUUUCCAAAGCCAUGUCUAGCAGUACAAAUCAAUUCUGCAUUGAAUUGGAGUCCCUGGAGAGGAAGAAGGGUCAGAUUGACAAGAUUGCCGAUCAAAUGAUCAAAAAGUGGUACUUCAAACGCAGCGAUGGCGUUGCACUCUAUGCUGAAGCAUCAGGCGCCAGCAAGAAAGAGAGCAGAUGGAGUGGCGAUAGCACAUGGCACAAUCGACGCUGGGUUCGCGACGAGACAGAACCCGGAAGACUCGAUUAUUAUGUGGCCUCUAUAACAUUCCGUCCUCGAAUCGACAUUGAGCGAAGCGGAGGUACGGUCGCUCGAGAGGUCUUCAAUUCCUCGCAAAAAGAUUGGUUCGACCAAAAUGAACUGAAAAUCCACCUUCCGGACGAGAGCCCCAUCGAGGACAAUUACCCUUCCGAGAUGGCGUAUGAUUCUGAUCAUAGAAACACCGAUUCAGAGGAUUCCGACCACGGAGAGCUCGCUCCUCAGCGUCGACGAUGGUUUGAGUCGUUCUUUCCUGCUCGAGAAUGA
Molecule: messenger RNA, 1095 nt
Organism: Fusarium venenatum
Lineage: Eukaryota; Fungi; Ascomycota; Sordariomycetes; Hypocreales; Nectriaceae
Source: RefSeq, a predicted model, not a curated record